This is a messenger RNA of Linum trigynum, 609 nucleotides long. NCBI's taxonomy places the organism in Eukaryota, Viridiplantae, Streptophyta, Magnoliopsida, Malpighiales, Linaceae. The record is from the annotation of a GenBank genome assembly.
AUGCUUGAGGGGGAGAGAGAGAUCCUGCUAACUAGUUGUCUUAAUGCUAAUUUCCAUGAUUUAGUUGCUGUACUACUUGCUUUCCCCGAGUCUUUUUUAACUAUGGGAGAUCAACAGCACGGGCUGCUGAAAGUGACAGUGGUUCAAGGGAAGAGAUUGGUGAUUCGGGAUUUCAAAUCCAGUGAUCCAUACGUAAUCGUCAAGCUAGGCAAUCAGACAGCAAGGACGAAGGUCAUAAACAGUUGCCUCAACCCGGUUUGGAAUGAAGAGCUACUUUUCUCCCUCACGGAGCCCCUAUCAGGAAUACUAAACUUGGAAGUGUUUGAUAAAGACCGGUUCAAGGCAGAUGACAAGAUGGGGAGAGCAGAGCUCAACCUACAACCAAUCGCCUCAGCUGCACGACUGAAGCAGAUCAUACACGUUUCCUCCUCGGGCCAGACAGUGUUGAGGAAAGUAGUCCCUGACAGUGAUAACUGCCUCCUGAGGGAGAGCACCAUUAGUUGUAUAGAUGGUGAGGUGGUGCAAUGUGUGUGGCUGAAGCUCCGGGAAGUCGAGUCUGGAGAAAUAGAGCUGAAGAUCAAGUUGACUAGUACUUCUUCCUCCACAUAG